This is a messenger RNA of Trichoplusia ni (cabbage looper), 862 nucleotides long. RefSeq names its product L-xylulose reductase-like. Gene Ontology annotation, molecular function: L-xylulose reductase (NADPH) activity; carbonyl reductase (NADPH) activity. NCBI's taxonomy places the organism in Eukaryota, Metazoa, Arthropoda, Insecta, Lepidoptera, Noctuidae. The transcript is spliced from 5 exons. The record is from RefSeq and is a predicted model, not a curated record. The coding region runs from base 76 to 810 and encodes 244 amino acids. Gene Ontology annotation, biological process: glucose metabolic process; xylulose metabolic process.
CACUAACGAAUUAUACUUCGUACAGCGUCGAGUGUGUCAGAUCGAGGUUCUUUAUUUUAUUUCAAUUAAUUUGUCAUGGAUAAACAGUUGAAAGGAAAGAGGAUUCUUGUAACCGGUGGCUGCCAAGGCAUCGGUCGUGGAAUAGCUGUAGAAUUAUGGAGGCAAAGCGCAAAUGUUGUUGUGCUUUCCAACCAACCAGACAACUUAGAAAAACUAAAAGAGGAAUAUCCGGCUAUUGAAACAGUUUGUGUGGACCUUCGCAAUUGGGAAGAGACUAGAAAAGCAGUCGAUUCACUGGGUGUUUUUGAUGGCCUAGUUAACAAUGCAGGAAUCGCAAUUAUAGAGCCCUUUUUAGAAUGCACCCCAGAAAGUUUGGAUGAGACUAUGGCAGUUAAUGUACGAGCUAUGAUAAAUGUUAGUCAAAUCGUUGCAAAGAAAAUGAUCCAAAACCACAUAAAGGGAUCCAUUGUGAAUCUUUCAUCACAGGCCUCAAAGGCUGCUUUAAAAGAUCACACUGCUUAUUGCGCCUCGAAAGGUGCAGUUGAUGCUCUAACAAGAGUUAUGGCUCUAGAACUUGGUCCACAUGGCAUUCGCACCAAUACAGUCAACCCGACUGUUAUUAUGACUGACAUGGGCCGCAAAGUCUGGUCUGCACCUGAGAAAUCUCAGGGUAUGCUCUCAAAGAUACCACUCGGCAGGUUUGGGGAAGUACCAGAAGUCAUCCAUACGAUUUUAUUCCUUUUGAGUGAUAGUGCUAGCAUGAUAAGCGGCGUACAGCUACCCAUUGAUGGAGGAUUCCUGGCUACAUAACGAAAUAUUUAUUUUUAAGUACGUUUCAUUAUACAAAAUUAAGAAAACGAAA